UGUAAAUAUGUUGUUUACAUUCUUCUUUUGAAAAUGUGGAGAUAGUUUAAUUACAUUUCUCACCAAUAUACCUAAUAGUAAGCUAUAAAAAUGAAUUCAUUGUUUAGAAUGUGUGCUAGAAAUGCACUUAGAUUAGUGUAUCAAAGUGGGCAAGUAGCAAAAAGACAGCAAAUUAAUUUAUUAGCCUUUCAAAAUCAUGACAUGAGAUCCAGUAAAACUUUUUGUGAUAAUAAGUUGGGAAAAGUUGAUGAAAUUAAAAAGCUUUACUUGCAAUUCACAUGCAAAAAGUGUCAGGAGCGGAAUUCCUACAUGAUUAGUAAAUUAGCUUAUGAGAAAGGAGUAGUUAUAGUCGAAUGUCAGAAAUGCAAGAAUAAUCAUCUAAUAGCUGACAAUCUGAAGUGGUUUAGAGAUCAGAAAACAAAUGUUGAAGACCUACUCCGAGAACGAGGUGAAAAGCUGCUAAAUAAGACAAAUUCGAUAGAAUUUAUAGAAGAUGAGGACAGACCAAAGUAGAUUUGAAAGCAAAUUAAUUGAUUUCACAAGAUCCUUGUUGGAUUACAGAAGUUCAAUUUGAUCUAACUGAACGACUGUAAUUCAUGAAAGCUGAAGAGUAUCAAAUUAAGCAGCAAGACAAGAUGUCUUUUGUAACAUUAUUUUAUUGCAUUUAUCUCGUCA
Molecule: messenger RNA, 675 nt
Organism: Chironomus riparius
Lineage: Eukaryota; Metazoa; Arthropoda; Insecta; Diptera; Chironomidae
Source: the annotation of a GenBank genome assembly